UCAGCCUGACCAGCGCGCGAGGCCAAUAGAUCAUCUAACAGGCUUCAGGAGAAAGAAAGUUGGCCAAAAAACAAAGUGUGAUUUGCUCCUGAUUGUGGGGUGAAAUAAUAGCUACAUAGACUUUUAUCCUGAUAACCACAACAAUUUACAACAACUACCACUGUUAAUAAUAAUAAUAGAAGUAAUAAUAAUAAUAAUAAUAAUAAUAAUAAUAAUAAUAAAUCAUUAUCAUCACCAUGUUGCACAAUGACAGUGUUUUAGCUAAGAGCUGACAGCUAAAGCCCAACAAAUAUAUAUAUAUUUUUCAUUUUAAACCUAAUAAACUAAUAAAAGAAAACCUGGGACAAUAUUCCGGGCUUAGCAGCUCAAUAACUCUUCAUAAUUGAGUUUAAUAAUAAUAAUAAUAACUUAACCAUGGACAAUCCUCAGAGGGCAGGAAUAAUAUCUACAGUGUUAUUUUUGUGUGGCAUUCAAGGUUUUGCUAGUUAGCCAGCUAGCUAGCUACAGUAGCUACAGUAGUGGUGCUAUGUCUUUGUGUAUGGAGAGCAGACAUGCAUGUAGCAGACUUCAUUGCCGGCUCUGUUGGAGGAGCUUUUGGAGUGGCAGUGGGCUAUCCUCUGGACACUGUUAAGGUCAGGAUACAGACACAGAGGAAAUUGGUUGGGGUUUGGCAGUGCAUUCACACAACCUGCAGGAAUGAAGGGGUGUAUGGCUUCUAUAAAGGCAUGUCGAUGCCCAUGACUACAGUCUCUAUCAGCUCGUCUGUGGUGUUUGGCACAUACAGGAAUGCGCUUCAGGUGUUGCACCACCUGCGGGGUAAAAGUGCAGAUGCCCCCCGUGCCAAACAGGACAUCUUUCUAGCAGGCUUCGCUGGGGGGAUUGCUCAGGUUUCAGUAAUGUCUCCAGCGGACAUUGUGAAAGUGCGUCUUCAGUGUCAGACCCAACUGUAUCAGGGAUCUGACCUCAAAUCUAGGCCUAAAUACCACGGGCCUGUACACUGUCUUUUAACCAUCACCCGUGAGGAAGGAGUGCUGGGCCUUUACAAGGGAGCCGGAGCCUUAGCGCUAAGAGACGGUCCAUCUUUCGCCACCUACUUCCUUGUCUAUAACACUGUCUGUGAUUGCCUGUCUCUGGACAAGAAUGCGCAGCCAGAGUGGAAGGUGGUGAUGCUUGCUGGAGGAUUAGCAGGAAUGUGUGCCUGGAGUGUUGGGACCCCCAUGGACGUGAUAAAGGCCCGCUUACAGACUGACGGUGUGGGCAAGAGACACUACAGAGGAUUUUUUCACUGCAUAACAGAAAGUGUCCGAACUGAGGGAACCGCCGUUCUUUUUAAAGGCCUUAUGCUGAAUUGUGUACGCGCCUUCCCAGUCAACAUGGCUGUUUUUGCCAUGUAUGAGCUAAUCAUUCGCUUUCUACGAACAAAGUCGUAGGUCAUUCUACUUAUCAUACAGCACUUAUCAUGUAUAAGCAGCAAUAUCACACCAUGAAUAUGAGAAAAUUGGUGAGAAUUUGGAAAAUCAUUCUUGAGUGACAAACCUAGUUUUAUGGUGAACUUAAGGAAAGUUUAUUAAUGACGUUGUCUAGUUUGCAUUGAUUUGCAGUGACUACCUCUACUGAAAGCGUAAUAUAAUUUUAUUAAUAUAUUUAUUUAUAUUUAUUACAUAUUGUGUUUGAUCAUUUCCUGGUGAAACUGACACUCUGCUUCAUAUUGCCCAUUUUAUUACAUAUACUGAAAAACUUUAUUAAGGGUAAUUUAAACAUGCUUCAUUUGAAUUGAAUAGUAGACAUGCAAACUGUUGUCUCACUAAAGAGGACCUUUUUAUAGCCUAUCGUUCUUGUUGCUUUAAGCUAAUCUCUAUCUGUUGUAUCUGUAGUUUGUGUAUUACAGGUCUGUUGGAUACCGCAGAACCUUAGGGACAGUGAAGUAACCAGAACAACAACUUUUGUUUUGGAAAGUUAAUAAUGAUAAUGGUGUGUAUAGGGAGCUCAUCAGAACACCAUAUAUACCAGAGGAUGAACUAGUAAAUACAACUUCACUCUAUUCAGAUGCUUGUCAGAAGAUAUUCUAAUAAUCAGGAUAAAAAACAGAAGUAAGGAGUUUUUUACAAAAAUAUUAAAGAAAUAUAUUGAAAAAACAAAUGAUUCUUGAUUAAGGCGGAACAUGGAUGGAAGCAGUGAAAAUUCUAAAUAUCCAGAAUCCCACGUUUUGUAUUUCCAUUUCCUAUGGACAUUAAUGUCACUUUAUUAUCCUCCCAUGCACUACAGAUGAGAUGGAUAGAGAUUACUGGCAUUUUAACAAAGAAACUACUGAAUAUUUAAUUUCCUCCAAUGUUAAUUUUAUUUUAUAAAUUAAUAUAUAAUUGAAUAUAUAGUUGAAUUUGAUGAAUUAGUAUGACUGGGCGUGAUUGAGACAACUGUAAUAACAUAUACAAAUCUUAUCUUACUUUAUAAUAUUUUCAAUGGAUUUAUGUCUAUUCUUCUAUCAAAAU
Molecule: messenger RNA, 2489 nt
Organism: Pangasianodon hypophthalmus (striped catfish)
Lineage: Eukaryota; Metazoa; Chordata; Actinopteri; Siluriformes; Pangasiidae
Gene: slc25a47b
Product: solute carrier family 25 member 47b
Exons: 6
Coding region: 552-1430 (292 amino acids)
Biological process (GO): transmembrane transport
Cellular component (GO): mitochondrion
Molecular function (GO): transmembrane transporter activity
Source: RefSeq, a predicted model, not a curated record